AUGCCUGAAUCACUGGAUAUGGUAGUCGAUCAACAAGACAACCUUCAUCAAGAUGUUGCAUACCCUGCUGUUGUGGACGAUAACACAUCACAAGCAGAUUCUGAUGUGGAUUCCCAAAGAGUAGCAUCAUCCAAAGAAUCAACGCCUCUUCGUACAUUCAAGGAGCCUUCUCUUUACGAAACUCGUGUCAGGCGUUAUAGAUACCUCUUGGGACAAACUGAGCUAUUCGCUCAUUUCUUGAACCUGACUGAAGUCAAAGACGAUGCUAUGAAGGCAGUUUUGAAAGAGAAAGAGGAGCAAAAGCUGGUUGGAGAAGGAGAAGGAUCAAGACGUAGAAGAAAGACUGAAAAGGAGGAAGACGAGGAGAUCUUGAAGGAUGAGCAAGGCGAUGAUGAGCAAGACAUGACCGUAUUCACGCAAUCUCCUGCCUACGUCACAGGAGGUACACUAAGAGAAUACCAGAUUCAAGGCUUGAACUGGAUGAUCUCCUUGUUUGAGAACGGUAUCAAUGGUAUUCUUGCUGAUGAGAUGGGUUUGGGUAAGACAUUGCAAACCAUCUCCUUCUUGGGUUACUUGAAGCAUGUGCGUGGUGUUAAGGGUCCACAUCUAGUUGUUGUUCCCAAAUCCACUUUGCACAAUUGGUUAAACGAAUUCAACAAGUGGGUGCCUGAUUUCGAUGCUUUUGUGUUUCACGGUGACAAGGACACCAGAGCCAAAAUGAUCAAGGAACGCAUCAUUCCUGGUAAAUUUGAAAUCUGCAUCACCUCUUACGAAAUCUGUUUGAUGGAGAAAUCACAAUUCAAAAAAGUCAAAUGGCAAUACAUCAUUAUCGACGAAGCUCACCGUAUCAAAAACGAAAACUCCAUGCUUUCACAACUCGUUCGUAUUUUGGAAUCUAGAAAUCGACUGUUGAUCACCGGUACACCACUCCAGAACAACUUGCAUGAAUUGUGGGCCUUGCUCAACUUUUUACUUCCCGAUGUCUUUAGUUCGUCAGAAGUAUUUGAUGAAUGGUUCGAGAAGCAAGGUGGCGAUCAAGAAAAGGUGGUGGAGCAACUGCACAAAGUAUUGAGACCUUUCUUGUUGCGCCGUAUCAAGUCUGAUGUGGAGAAAUCAUUGUUGCCCAAGAAGGAAAUGAACGUCUAUGUGCGCAUGUCUCCUAUGCAAAGACAAUGGUAUCAAAAGAUUUUGGAAAAGGAUAUUGAUGCUAUCAACGGUGUUGGCCUCAACAAGCGCGAAGGCAAGACUCGUUUGCUCAACAUUGUCAUGCAAUUGAGAAAGUGCUGCAAUCAUCCUUAUCUGUUCGACGGCGCUGAGCCUGGACCUCCCUUCACUACAGAUCAGCAUUUGGUGGAUAAUGCUGGCAAAAUGGUGGUACUCGAUAAAUUGCUCAAGAAAUGCAAGGCCCAAGGCUCCCGUGUUCUCUUGUUUAGUCAGAUGAGUCGUGUGCUUGAUAUUUUGGAAGAUUACUGUUGGUGGAAGGAAUACCAAUACUGUCGUAUCGAUGGUCAAACCAGCCAAGAAGACCGUAUUGACGCUAUUGACGAAUACAACAAGCCUGGCAGCGAAAAGUUCAUCUUUUUGUUGACGACGCGUGCUGGUGGCCUCGGUAUCAAUUUAACUACGGCCGAUGUAGUUAUUCUGUAUGACAGUGAUUGGAACCCCCAAGUUGAUUUGCAAGCCAUGGAUCGUGCUCAUCGUAUCGGUCAAACCAAGCAAGUCUAUGUCUUUAGAUUUGUCACUGAAAAUGCCAUUGAAGAAAAGGUGCUCGAACGUGCUGCUCAAAAGUUGCGUUUGGAUCAAUUGGUUAUUCAACAGGGCCGUAUGUCUGCUGGUGCCAAGGCAAAGGCUGCUGCUUCCAAGGAGGAUUUGCUUACCAUGAUUCAACAUGGCGCUGAGAACAUCUUCAAGGACAGCGACGCUGCCGAUGAUGCUGCUGACGAUAAUAUUGAUGAGAUUUUGCGCCAUGGUGAGGAACGUACUGCCGAAUUGAACAGCAAAUACUCCAACCUCCAAAUCGACGACCUCAAGAACUUUUCAUCCGAGAGUGCUUACAAGUGGGAUGGUGAAGAUUGGAGUCAUAAGCGUAAGGCUGAGUCUGUUGGUUUGUCAUGGUUGGGUCCUGCUAAAAGAGAACGAAAGGCAAAUUAUGCUGUGGAUGAUUAUUACAAGGAAGCUUUGCGUACCAGUGCUCGUACACCUUCUACCAAAGCACCUCGUCCCAAGAAAUACAACGUGGAGGACUUCCAGUUCUUCCCCUCUCGUAUUUCUGAAUUGAACGAGCGUGAUACACUCUACUUGCGAAAGUCACUGGGUUACAAGCUUCCUCCCAUUUCACCCGAAGAAGGAGCCACCGAAGAGGAAAUCAAACAACUGGAAGAGGAAAGAGAAGAGGAGCAAAAGAAGAUUGAUGCUGCUGAACCACUCACUGAGGAGGAAGAGGAAGAGCGCAAGAAUCUGCAUGCUCAGGGAUUCUCCAACUGGGGCAAGAAGGAUUUCGCCAUUUUCAUCAACGCUUGUGCCAAGUACGGACGUAACGAUUUAGAAUCUAUUGUUACUGAAUUAGAAGGCAAGACAUUAGACGACGUUAAAAAGUACUCCAAAGUGUUCUGGUCUCGUUACAAGGAGAUUUCUGACUACGAACGACACAUUUCCAAGAUUGAAAAGGGAGAGAGCGAAUUAGAAAAGCAAGCUGAAAUCCAAGGACAACUCACUGAAAAGGUGCAGCGCCAUCGUGUCCCUCUGCAGCAACUCAAGAUUCAUUAUACUCAACCUACCAAGGGCAAGAACUACACAGAAGAAGAAGAUCGAUUUUUGGUUGUGAUGCUCGAAAAGUAUGGUUAUGGCACUGAAAAUGUCUAUGACAAUAUUCGUCGCGAAAUCAAGCAAUCCCCACUCUUUAGAUUCGAUUGGUUCUUAAAGUCCAGAACCUCGCAGGAAGUUGCUAGACGUUGUAAUACCUUGAUCAGUUUGAUUCAAAAGGAAAAUGCUGAAUUCGAGGAGCCAGAGGAGAAGAAGCCUCAACCAAAGAGUAAAGGUGGUAGAUCUAAAUCAAGCACACCUGUUGCCACAUCUAAUACUACUACUACUACUACUACUACAACUAAAUCAAAACGUCGUUAG
Molecule: messenger RNA, 3123 nt
Organism: Mucor velutinosus
Lineage: Eukaryota; Fungi; Mucoromycota; Mucoromycetes; Mucorales; Mucoraceae
Exons: 10
Coding region: 1-3123 (1040 amino acids)
Biological process (GO): regulation of transcription by RNA polymerase II; nucleosome organization
Cellular component (GO): chromatin; nucleus
Molecular function (GO): histone binding; nucleosome binding; ATP hydrolysis activity
Source: RefSeq, a predicted model, not a curated record